UUACAGUCAAAAAAACACUUUGUGUGAUGAAAUUUGAUUAGUUUUAGCAAUAUGAAUCUGUCAUUGUACACAGCUAAAACAGCCUACAGAUUCUUGAGCUCCAAAUCUACAUGUUGGUCUCAAAUUACUACAAAAAGCAAGGUGAAAACUUGUAGGAGUGAACUCACAAGCACUAAAAAGCCUAAAGUAAAGUUAACAGACCAACAAAAUGAAAUCUUGGAAGCCAUUUCAAAUGGGAAUUCUGUUUUCAUUACUGGUUCUGCAGGGACUGGAAAAACCUAUUUACUUCAGCAUAUUAUCACUAAACUUAGGAAGAUUCAUGGAAAAUCUCGGGUUUUCGUAACAGCCUCAACUGGAGUUGCUGGUUGUGCCCUUAAUGGGCAGACUCUUCAUUCUUUUGCUGGAAUUGGUCUUGGUGAUGCUAGUGAUGUGGAUUUGCUAUCUAGGGUAACAUUGGAUAAGGGAGCGUAUCGAAGAUGGAAUAAAAUUAGAGCCUUGGUUAUUGAUGAAAUUAGCAUGAUUAGUGGUGAGGUUUUUGAUAAUCUUGAGUUUAUCGCGAGGAGCAUUAGAAGUGAAGAACUUGGCUGUGAGGAAAAGAUUUGGGGUGGGAUACAAUUAGUUAUUAGUUGAGAUUUCUUUCAGCUUCCACCAGUUAUCAAUAAGAAGGGAACAAAAAAGGAAUUUGCCUUUGAAGCUGAUUGUUGGAAUGCUAGUUUUGACAUGCAAAUUGAACUUAAAAUGAUCUUUAGGCAAUCAGAUGCACAGCUGAUAAAACUGUUGCAAGGAAUUAGGAAAGGGAAGUAUGAUUCUGAGGAUUUGAAGUUAUUGGAUCAAUGCUGCUCAAAGGUGGAGCCAGAUUCUUCAGCUGUUCAGCUUUACCCA
Messenger RNA from Lycium ferocissimum, 882 nucleotides. Its product is annotated as ATP-dependent DNA helicase PIF1-like. Gene Ontology annotation, biological process: telomere maintenance; DNA repair. Gene Ontology annotation, molecular function: DNA helicase activity. The transcript has a single exon. The coding region runs from base 52 to 630 and encodes 192 amino acids. The record is from RefSeq and is a predicted model, not a curated record. Lineage: Eukaryota; Viridiplantae; Streptophyta; Magnoliopsida; Solanales; Solanaceae.